Messenger RNA from Phycodurus eques (leafy seadragon), 1271 nucleotides. It is a transcript of the gene il12a, whose product is annotated as interleukin 12a. NCBI's taxonomy places the organism in Eukaryota, Metazoa, Chordata, Actinopteri, Syngnathiformes, Syngnathidae. Gene Ontology annotation, cellular component: extracellular region. The annotation marks the transcript as partial. The record is from RefSeq and is a predicted model, not a curated record. Gene Ontology annotation, biological process: immune response. The transcript is spliced from 6 exons. Gene Ontology annotation, molecular function: growth factor activity; interleukin-12 receptor binding.
UCAGACGUGAUCAGCUGUUUGCUCCUCACAUCUACACUGAAGUGGCGCACAUCCACAUCACUGCCGGUGCACAACCAGGUGAGCGCAGAAGAGUGCGCAAACUGCUCCGCUCUCCUUAAGAGCCUCUUGGCUAAUAUCACAGGCCUUCUCAGCAGUGACAUUGUGUGUUACGGCAUCCCGUCUAACAAAGCGAUUGUGAGCAGCUCAGCCGAGACGGUGCAAGCCUGCGCGCCUACAGUGCAACAGAAUUUCAACUGCAUGGUGCGAAGAAAUACAUCCUUCAGUGAGAGAGAAUGUGUGACGAGCAUCAUGAAGGACAUGGUCCACUACGAAGCUCUCAUUCAGUCCUACCUCAACCUGACACUCAGAAGCACCGCAGAAGAAACAGCACUUCUGAACCCAACCCUGGAAACAAUCCACAGCCUGAAGAACUGUUUCCUGAGACUGAACGGAGGGAUGAACUCUGCUGAGGAGGACACGUCCCAUUUGUGGGGAGACAGCAGCUUCACCAACCGACGCGAGAUGUGCAAGAUGAUGAGAGGCUUCCACAUCCGAGCCAUCACCCUCAACAGAGCGAUGGGCUACAUCUACUCUGGAGACCACCGGAAGUAGACCACAUGCGAGAUUACAAAAGUUUGAUUUUGAUUUUUUUUUUUAUGGAAAAAAAUAUUUAAAAAAAUAGUUUCUAUGGAAAAAUAUUAGUGCUAACUACUGUUAGCCAAUGAACAUUUUCAUCCAAAUAUCUCUUCCAAAAACAAUGUACUGAUCCGCACAUUACCUAAAAUAAGAAUGAACUAAAAGUGAAACAGGAAAAAAAUGUUCGAUCAAAAUUGCACGUAUUAUGUUACGUUUGUUGCCAGGCAGACUUCGUAGGGCAUGAUCGUUUAUGCCUCAAAGCCCAUUAAGUUUAAAAAAAAUAAUAAUAUUCUCCUGGUGUCAAACUCAAGUUUACAGUGGGCCAAAAUUAAAAAUUGGGACAAAGUCAUGAGCCAAACUUCAUAUUUAUUGAAAAUGAACUGUAAUUGUGCAUGUUUUCCCUCCUCUCCAGAUAUGUAAUAUUAAACAUUAUCAAAUGUAAAAAACUUAUGUUUUGCUUAAACUGUUCUGAUGAGGAGAAUCCUUAACUAACUACUGAAUUCUUUUGCCAAGUCAGAGCUGCAUACGUUGUUCUAAGAUAACCAUCAAUCAGCGGUCAUGUUGGCCAAUUUCUCUGUCAAUGUAUUCCCAUAUUUGGAAAGAAAUUACAUAUUUAUAACAUAUUUAUAACUAUU